AUGCCUAUUGCGCCGAUUACAACCAGAUCUUCGGGAGGGGAGAUGGUGCAUCUACAAGAGACGUUGAACAAAGUACCGGACCCCCCUCCCGCCAAUCACAUUCACCGGCAGCAGAGGUUCGCCACCAAAAGCUGGAAGCCUGUAUCCACUGAUAUGCAUGGAUCCAUCAACAGCGAACACAAGAGGUGA
Messenger RNA from Plenodomus lingam JN3, 189 nucleotides. Lineage: Eukaryota; Fungi; Ascomycota; Dothideomycetes; Pleosporales; Leptosphaeriaceae. The record is from RefSeq and is a predicted model, not a curated record.